This is a messenger RNA of Eremomyces bilateralis CBS 781.70, 723 nucleotides long. RefSeq lists its product as uncharacterized. NCBI's taxonomy places the organism in Eukaryota, Fungi, Ascomycota, Dothideomycetes, Eremomycetales, Eremomycetaceae. The record is from RefSeq and is a predicted model, not a curated record. Bases 1 to 723 code for a protein of 240 amino acids. The transcript is spliced from 5 exons.
AUGUCUCCCAGGAAGAAACUCAAUUCCGGAUUGCGCAUCAAUAGCGCGGGUCUGGUCUUGAUUUGUCGAGGUUGUUGCGACAAAAUUAGCAAUGGUCGGACAUACACGAAGCACUCGGAACUCUACGGCGACGAGACGGUUCCCAGUGGAGUCGCUUGCGACAUUCCGACGACUUUGGCGCACAGCUGCAGCGCUUGCAAGACUUUGAAGCGGGCUCAUUGCCAACUCGUCCCUGUGCAACUGAACAACGCGGUUCUCCAAAUUGCUCGGAAGUUUAUCGCCCUUGAGCGUCUUCCUGUCGACGACCUCGAGCUCCACGCGCGACAAAGUGAGCUGGAGGAUCUCCAGGAACAGGUCGUGCGAGCGCUCCGCAAGGCGGCACCGAAGAGUGGCGCGCGAGCUGCUGGCGGGUCGGGGUCGAGUAGUUCUACUGUCUCUAGCGCUUCCUCAGCUGCUAGUGUAGCUAUCCUCGAGGACAUCGCAAAAUCACUCCGCACCAUCGCUGGUGUGGCCGUGGCGUUUGCCGCUUAUCGGGAAUUGUCUAUCGCGGCUAUCCCCUCGUCCGUUGAGCUGGACGUGGCUCGAUCCGCUGGCUCAGAGAGCCCUGGCUCCGAAUCUGAGUCUGGGGAAGAAGAGGAUGAUAGUCCAUCCCCCGCUGCGGCCAAGAAAAGGGCCAACGGUACGGCCGCUGCUGAGACCGAGGAGUCUUCUGCGGAGGAGUAG